Fragaria vesca subsp. vesca is the source of this 1307-nucleotide messenger RNA. RefSeq lists its product as uncharacterized. NCBI's taxonomy places the organism in Eukaryota, Viridiplantae, Streptophyta, Magnoliopsida, Rosales, Rosaceae. The transcript is spliced from 4 exons. The record is from RefSeq and is a predicted model, not a curated record. The coding region runs from base 122 to 883 and encodes 253 amino acids.
CUGCCCUGAAACUCUCUGAAACUCGGAACCUCUUAUCCAACACUCCAAUCAAUCAUGGUUGAACUCAAACUGUGACCUAAUCUUUUGAAUUUCGCGGCAAAAGGUCUUGACUUUCAAGGAAAUGACGACUCUGUAUCCUUGUCACUUGCUCUCUGCUUCGACCCAUCCCCAGGUCUCCGCCAAAUUGGCCCUUCACAAUAAACCCCCCAAUUCCAUUCAUGGGUUCACGGCUUUGGCACAGUUUAGUGAAGUACAUGCCUUUGGUCGGAGUGCUAAGCCUUCUCAUUUGCUUCAGAAUUCCCAGUACAAUAUCUCAUGUGCUAUGAAUAUGACUGCUGGACAGUCAGAUGACCCUGGGCAGAUUAAAUUUGAUCACCUAAUCGCUAAAGCAAGAAAGUUGUGGGAUAGUUCUCCACAGCCAGUCAAGAUAUUCCCUUGGAAAAGAGCAGGGCUCAACUAUUUUCAACUCAUCCUUGACCUUGUACUAGCAGUUGUCAAAUACUUAUGUGUACCUUUGCUAGCAGUUUCCUCUCUUAGUGAGAUGUCCUACUGCGCACAGGAAAGGAAGUUGUUUUUUGUUCCUAUACCUGUCAUCAUUGGAAUCGCUGUUGCUGAAGUCUUAAAUCUGGCAGCCGUGGAUGUUUCUCCACUUCUGAAGGAUACAGAAGUUCCCUGGCAUCUUUUUGUCAUGGCAAUUUUCUUUACACUGCUCAAAUUGCCAGGUCCAUAUUACCCAUAUUGGGGCCGAAUAAUAAUCCCACACAUUGCCAAUGGCGGUUUGUUAAGGACACUGUGGUUUGCCUUUAUGCGGUACAGAAGACCUCGAAAAGCAUCACCACACCAUUCUAAAAGUGGCAGCCAAUCGGAACCAAAUGAACUCUAAAUUUUUUGUGCAACACUAGGUAGUUUUUGGCCUGCAGUAAAGAACCAUGCUCUCUGGAUAUGAUUUAGGUCCAAUGAAGCAAUGUUCCAUUGAUCAAGUUACUCGAUAGCAGCAUCUAUCCUUUUAAAUCACUGUGUCAAAGAGUCAAGACUAAAGGUGUUAUUGCAUCAUGCAGAGAUUGUUGUAGCUCUGAUUUUGUCGUCCGGGAUACAUCCCUUGACCCUUGGCCUUGAGGCUACCAACAAACCGUAGGGUAUUAGAGAGAUCAUUCGAGGAAUUCAAGUUCAUUCAAUUUGCCAUUUUGAUAUUUACUUGUUUUCCUUUUCCUUUCAUUUGGAUGUACUUUGUAUUCAAAAAUGGGAUGUAAUUCUUGGAAUAUAUGUUUUGUUGGACCAUUUUCGAGAUGCAUAUCGGAAUAAUAAUU